Molecule: messenger RNA, 705 nt
Organism: Lytechinus pictus (painted urchin)
Lineage: Eukaryota; Metazoa; Echinodermata; Echinoidea; Temnopleuroida; Toxopneustidae
Product: sperm axonemal maintenance protein CFAP97D1-like
Exons: 5
Coding region: 1-705 (234 amino acids)
Source: RefSeq, a predicted model, not a curated record
AUGCAUCGAGCUUACCAGCCGAUCACCCCUGCCAACAACAAAUUGCUGAAGAAAAGAUGGGAUGAGAGGAGAUUCGAUACCCAUCGACAGAAGGUUCAGAAUGCCAAGCCAGUAAUUGAUGACAAGCCGCCGAAGACCUACGUUCAUCUCCAUCUUAAACUGAAGAAGAUGCAGAUGGAGGAAGAGAGAUUGACCAUUAUUGAGAGGGAUAAUCGAAUCCUCUUGGAGAAGAUGUGUCUCAUCAUGCUAACAAGAGGCAACGUCGAUAAUAAGAACUUCUAUGAUUGCAAGAGUUUAAAUCGCAUGGCUCGUCAACGCGAACUGCUUCGAGUGACGCAUGAGAAUCAAGCGAUAAUGAGAAGAAUCUUGUCAAAGCAAGCGACAUACAGUCACCACCAGUGGGAGGAUGAGUGGACGCUUAACAAGAUGUAUAUGAAGAACAUUGCUAAGUACCCUCAGUGGUAUGAGAGCGCAUAUGACCAAUGGAACAAGAGGAAUAGCAACAGGAGAGCACAUCACAAUGAUCGAAACGACUCUCACUACGAACCAAGGAAUAAAAGCAUGAUGUCUUCAAUGGAAAAAUUCUCAAAGAAAUGGGAAGAAACCAAGGAAACAAACAACAAGAAAAAACGGGCCUCACAUCGAUCAACCAAACAGAGCCAACAAGCAAAGAAAAAUGGCGCCAAUGGAUGUGGAGUCAGCUGA